ACCACAGGCCCCGGGGCGCGGGGGCCGGAGCGGCGCCUGGGUCGCGUUCUCGCCGCCGCUCAGUGGGUGGGCUUUAGGACCAGGCGGGUGGCUUGCAGUACUUUCCCGGGGAGCUAGUCGCCGGAUUGAUUUUCCGCCUCCCCACGCGGGUGUGAACCCCCACCCCCUGCCUGCCUCGGGCUCGGCUCCAGGUGACGCUUCUCCAGUAACCGCAAGGAGGGAGCUGAGCGCGGGCGGCGCCCACCCCCCGGGCUGGCAUCCCCAUCGCCGCCCUCCGUGCUCGGCGCGCCGCAGGGAGCAGUAGCCUCAGCCGCCGCCGAGCCCGGGACCGAGCCGAGCUCCGCGGGGCAGGGCAGGACGACGAGCGCGCGCGCCGGCCGGGCCCCGGGGCUCGCCCCCAGCAUGAGAGCCGAGGGCGCGCGAGGCGACGGGGCGGACGCGGGCAUCGAGAGGUUCUUCAGCCCCGGCAAAGGCCGGGGGCUGCGGGCCCGCCAGCGCUACGGCGUCGGGGACCUGCUCUUCUCCUGCCCGGCCUACACCUACGUGCUCACGGUCAACGAGCGGGGCAACCACUGCGAAUACUGCUUCGCCAGGAAAGAAGGAUUGUCGAAAUGUGGAAGAUGUAGACAAGCAUUUUACUGCAAUGUGGAGUGUCAGAAAGAAGAUUGGCCCAUGCACAAGCUGGAGUGUUCUGCUAUGUGUGUGUUUGGGGAAAACUGGAAUCCCUCCGAGACUGUGAGGCUGACUGCAAGGAUUCUGGCCAAACAGAAAACACACCAUGAGAGAACACCAUCAGAGAAAUUAUUGGCCGUAAAGGAGUUUGAAUCACAUCUGGAUAAGUUGGACAAUGAGAAGAGAGAAUUGAUCCAGAGUGACAUUGCUGCUCUUCAUCAUUUUUAUUCCAAGCACAUAGAAUACCCAGACAAUGCUAGCCUGGUUACACUUUUUGCACAGGUUAAUUGCAAUGGCUUCACAAUUGAAGAUGAAGAACUUUCACAUUUGGGAUCAGCAAUAUUUCCAGACGUUGCACUGAUGAACCACAGUUGUUGUCCCAAUGUGAUUGUCACCUAUAAGGGGACCCUGGCUGAAGUGAGAGCUGUGCAGGAAAUAAACCCUGGAGAUGAGGUUUUUACUAGCUAUAUUGACCUGCUGUAUCCUACAGAGGAUCGGAAUGACCGAUUAAAAGACUCCUAUUUCUUUACAUGUGAGUGCAGGGAAUGUACUACCAAAGCAAAGGAUAAAGCCAAGGUGGAAAUCCGAAAACUAAGUGAGCCCCCAAAGGCUGAAAGCAUCCGAGACAUGGUGAAAUACGCACGGAAUGUCAUCGAGGAGUUUAGGAGGGCCAAGCAUUAUAAAUCCCCUAGCGAGCUGCUGGAGAUCUGUGAGCUCAGCCAGGAGAAGAUGGGCUCCUUGUUUGAAGACAGCAAUGUGUACAUGUUACACAUGAUGUACCAGGCCAUGGGUGUCUGCCUAUACAUGCAGGACUGGGAAGGUGCCUUGCGCUAUGGACAGAAAAUCAUUAAGCCCUACAGCAAACAUUACCCACUGUAUUCCCUAAACGUGGCCUCCAUGUGGCUCAAGCUAGGAAGGCUGUACAUGGGGCUAGAACACAAAGCUUCAGGAGUAAAAGCCCUGAAAAAGGCUAUCGCUAUUAUGGAAGUAGCUCAUGGCAAAGAUCAUCCCUACAUUUCCGAGAUUAAAAAGGAAAUUGAAGACCACUGAACCUAUGCAAUCCCUUCACAGCUUUUAUUUAAAUUCGUUGUGGAAACCUCAGAGAAUUGAGUGCAUGAGGGUCCCUUGGAAGCAUGGCCCUCUGGCAUUUCUCUAAUAGAACUGGAAUGAGAAACAUUUGAUGCACUUAAAACCUUACUUACCUAUUGCUUACUCAGAGGUUUGUUUUAAGCUUCUUAAUCCUUCAAUAUGAAAUUAGUUUUUGGAUGCUUUUUUCUAAGAGAUAAUGCCGUGGUUUCGUACAAUAUACUUUUGACAGAUAAGUUGGAAGAGAAAAAAAAAUCCAUUUUUUUCCCUUCCUCUUUGCCUGUUUUAAUGUUCAGAAUAAAUCUGAGUGGUGUAAGGUAAUAAAAGGGAUAAUGAAAGCCCUUA
Messenger RNA from Phascolarctos cinereus (koala), 2103 nucleotides. RefSeq names its product SET and MYND domain containing 2 (gene SMYD2). NCBI's taxonomy places the organism in Eukaryota, Metazoa, Chordata, Mammalia, Diprotodontia, Phascolarctidae. Gene Ontology annotation, molecular function: histone methyltransferase activity; protein-lysine N-methyltransferase activity; protein binding. Gene Ontology annotation, cellular component: nucleus. The record is from RefSeq and is a predicted model, not a curated record.